ACAACCACCGUCAAGAUGGGUGAACCGGAGAGAAACAACAAGAAAAUCCUGCAAAACAUCAAAAUGCCCGAGCAAAGCAACGAUUACCGAGUGGUGGUAUUCGGCGCGGGCGGUGUAGGCAAGAGCUCCCUGGUGCUGCGAUUCAUCAAGGGAACGUUCCGAGAGAGUUACAUUCCCACCAUAGAGGACACGUACCGGCAGGUUAUCAGCUGCAAUAAAAACAUAUGCACACUGCAAAUUACCGACACCACGGGAUCGCAUCAGUUCCCGGCAAUGCAGCGCCUGUCCAUCACCAAGGGUCACGCAUUCAUACUGGUGUAUUCCGUCUGUUCGAAACAGAGCCUCGAGGAGCUGCGACCAAUCUGGAGUCUAAUAAGAGAGUUGAAGGGUGACGAAAUAUCUCAAAUACCCGUGAUGCUGGUGGGAAACAAAUGUGAUGAAAGUGAAGACUUACGGGAGGUGACCAACAUCGAGGGUCAAACGGAAGCUGCUACCUGGGGCGUAUCGUUUAUGGAAACGUCGGCCAAAGAAAACCACAAUGUUACCGAACUGUUUCAGGAACUACUCAACAUGGAAAAGAACCGAAACGUCUCACUUCAACUGGACGGCAAGAACAAAAAGAAAAACAAGAAAAAGAUGAUGAAGGAGCAAGCGAAGGAGGAAAAACUGCUCAAGGAAAAGAAGGAAAAGCAGCUGCAGCGAGAAAAGGAGAAGGGCAAGGAAAAGGAGAAGGACAAAGAAAAACAGGCGAAGGACAAGGACAAAGCCAAGGAAGGGAAGGACAAGACGGCUUCCAGUAACGCACAGCCGCCGGCGGCCGGCGAGGGAAGCGGCACACUGAAGGAAAAGUGCAAAGUGAUGUGAAAAGCCGGCCAAAGGGACCUACUAGUAUCAUUGACCGUUCACGAUGAAGACGACAACGAUUACGAAAACGGCGACGACAACUUCAACGACUUGGACUAUGACGAACACGAUGACGGUACGCCUAUGCACCAAAUGAUUGCAAGCGGAUUAGUCUGCGUUAUCGAACUCCGUUACAUUAUUGAUAUUAUAUGAAGAGCACAGCGGGAAAUACACGAAGGACAUGAAAGGUAUAAAAAUGAUUUUUCCCGCAAAUGUUAAGGUAAAAGUUAAAAAAAAACAAAAACUAACCGACCUGUACAUACGAUGCAAUUUGACAAGAUGGUGGAAGCGAACGUGGUAGCAAGACGGAAAACCACGAAAAGCCAAUUGAAAAACUGCACUAUCACCGGCAAGCGGCAAUUGGACCGAUGCCAUACGGGUGAAGCAUUAGGUGAAGCGCAAUAUGGAUCGAAUCUGUUUUUGGCUAACUUUAAAAACCCAACGCCUCUACUGCGGAGGGAGCCACAUCAAACUAACAUUUACAUUCAAACGUAUCUCGCGUAUGCAAACAAGCAAUCGUCCGGAUAGGGACCGUGGGGAGGGCGUGGGGUAGGUGGACAGGCAUUUGCAUGACAACAUGAUGAUUCGAGAAUAUUAUUCUUACGACAGCAAGCAUACAUAUAUACAAGAAAAUACCAAUUCUCUUAGCUAUAUCUCUUAGCUUACCUAAUACACACGAAUCGAAUAGACGCUUAAACUGAAGUGCACUAGAUAUAACAAAGCAAACAGUAGGAAAAUUAACAAUAACAAUAAUUAUAUUUUGCUUCAAAUAACAA
Messenger RNA from Anopheles coustani, 1679 nucleotides. Its product is annotated as GTP-binding protein Di-Ras2. Bases 16 to 864 code for a protein of 282 amino acids. The transcript is spliced from 5 exons. Lineage: Eukaryota; Metazoa; Arthropoda; Insecta; Diptera; Culicidae. Gene Ontology annotation, molecular function: GTPase activity; GTP binding; GDP binding. Gene Ontology annotation, cellular component: plasma membrane. Gene Ontology annotation, biological process: signal transduction. The record is from RefSeq and is a predicted model, not a curated record.